Corylus avellana is the source of this 1297-nucleotide messenger RNA. RefSeq names its product Protein kinase superfamily protein. Gene Ontology annotation, biological process: protein phosphorylation. Lineage: Eukaryota; Viridiplantae; Streptophyta; Magnoliopsida; Fagales; Betulaceae. The record is from RefSeq and is a predicted model, not a curated record. Gene Ontology annotation, molecular function: protein kinase activity; ATP binding.
GUUGCACUACUUUUGCAAAGUUGGCUCACUGCUUGAUCGAUUAGCUUCUCCAAAACUCUGUAGCUUUUUUGUUAAAGCAAAGCGGUUGAAGUUUAAAGCGGAAAACUUUCGGCGUUUUACCACUUUUACGAUGCCUAGUGUCAACCCUGAUCCAUCUGAUAAGGACUCGGAGCAAUUCGUGGAAAUUGAUCCAACGGGCCGCUAUGGCCGCUACAACGAGCUGCUUGGGUCUGGGGCAGUGAAAAAAGUGUACCGUGCGUUCGAUCAAGAAGAAGGCAUAGAAGUAGCAUGGAACCAAGUGAAGCUAAGAAACUUCACCUACGAUCCCACCAUGAUCGACAGGCUCUACUCCGAGGUCCGGCUACUGAGAACCUUAAAGAACAAGAACAUCAUUGCCUUGCACAACGUGUGGAGGGACGGGGAAAACAACACCCUGAACUUCAUCACCGAGGUGUGCACGAGUGGGAACUUGAGGGAAUAUAGGAAGAAGCAUAGGCAUGUUUCGAUGAAGGCGUUGAAGAAGUGGUCUAAGCAGAUUUUGAAGGGGUUGGACUACUUGCACACCCAUGAGCCUUGUGUCAUUCAUAGAGAUCUCAAUUGCAGCAAUGUCUUUGUCAAUGGGAACGUUGGUCAGGUAAAGAUUGGUGAUUUGGGAUUGGCAGCAAUAGUGGGGAAGAGCCAUUUGGCGCAUUCGGUAUUGGGGACGCCGGAAUUCAUGGCACCGGAGCUUUACGAGGAGGAUUAUACAGAAAUGGUGGACAUCUACUCGUUUGGAAUGUGCAUACUAGAGAUGGUGACUUUGGAAAUUCCAUAUAGUGAGUGUGACAACGUUGCUAAGAUAUACAAGAAGGUGUCAUCUGGGGUGAGGCCUCAAGCAUUGAGCAAGAUCAAGGAUAUGGAGGUGAUGGCAUUCAUCGAGAAGUGCCUCUCCCAGCCGAGGGCUAGACCUUCUGCGGCGGAGCUCCUAAAGGAUCCGUUCUUUGAUGAAGUUGAUGAUGAUGAAAAUGAUGAAUUCUUUGCUUCAUGAUGAGCAAUAUUGUUUUCCAAGUGUGCUUAAAUUUACAAUUUGUUGUUUCAGUCUAGUUCUUUUUCAAUUGUAUUUGUUCAUUUUUAUUAUUUGUGGUUUUUGGAGGGGCAUAAGGAGGGUGGGUUUUGGCUUUGAAAUCAUAUUCAUUUUCUUUCUCUUUUAAAAUGGAGGAAUUGAAUAUUAGAAUAGGGGAGGUGUUUAAUUGGGGAUGCUGUUGUUUUGUACAUUGGAUUUGAUGUUUGAACACAACAAAAGUUGAAGUUAGAAAAG